Molecule: messenger RNA, 1468 nt
Organism: Magallana angulata
Lineage: Eukaryota; Metazoa; Mollusca; Bivalvia; Ostreida; Ostreidae
Product: fibrinogen gamma-B chain-like
Exons: 6
Coding region: 243-1310 (355 amino acids)
Source: RefSeq, a predicted model, not a curated record
UCCGACAAUACAUGCAGCUCUAAUUAGCUACUGAAUUCGACAAACGUUCACCGAAGCAUUAACGCCAGUUCGAAUUAUCAAUGCCUGUAAUUAAUAGAAAAACUAACAUAGCGGAAUAUUCAUUAAAUCUUGAAUAAUAUCGAACGGCUCUUUUUUUGCCUUAUAUCUUAUAUUUGAUCUGAGAAAUAGUUAACAUACAGUUUGACUUUGAUCUUCUCCCAGAGAAAAUAAACAUUUUUGCCAUGUCCAGAUCACUUCUGUUGAACACAGUUGGUCUUAUUUUUCUUUUUGUUACCUCGUCAAAAGGUAAGAUAAUACACGAAUUGUUCCUUUUCUCUACUAGAAACUCUAGAUAUAUUCCGGGAAGUGAGACGGAGGAUAUCCUGCUUGACGACAAGAAGUCCGUGACUUGGUGCGCCGUCCGAUGUCUGGGAUCCUCUGACUGUUUAGCCAUAGACAUCUGUUACCUCCAAACCUCCACUCGAUGCCGCAUAUGGAGUGUUCCACCGAAGGAUAAUUCCACCAACGAACCAAUCUGCCGCCGUUUUAGAGAGCUAAGUGAUACACAUGAAAGCUCAACAACAAACAACUCAACACCACAACCUCUAGCUUCAACAACACAAACACAGAAUCCAUCGGCGAACCAAGAUACAACGGUUCAAGAAACAACGUCAGCCGCCAUCGAGUGUAUCAAUGGCUGUUCUUGCCCUGUCAUUACUGACCAAUUUUCCACCGGAACGGAACUCUACUCUGGAGGCUCGACCACUUACGCCUGCAAACAAGGAUAUGAUGGGAGAAUAUGGACCAUCAUUCAGCGUAGAACAGAUGGUUCGGUGAAUUUUCAUCAAAAGCUUUGGACGGAUUACGAGAAGGGGUUUGGAUCAACUUCGAACGAGUUCUGGAUAGGUUUGGGGGAAAUUCACCGCUUGACGUCGCUAGGACUGACCGUGCUGUGGAUACAGUUGGAGUUCUCUGACAACACCGUACAGUACGCCAUGUACUCCAACUUUACCGUGGGAGGACCAGACUCUAAUUACCGCCUGUACAUAGGAGGGUACAGUGGAGACGCAGGAGACAAAAUGAUAAAUAUUGACCCCGAAGUCAAUCUGAACGGCAUGAUGUUUACGACAUCAGAUAACGACAACGAUCUGUAUUCCGGCGGGAACUGUGCCGUCUAUUACAAUGGCGCCUGGUGGCACAAUUACUGCACGUUGUCCAAUCUGAACGGGUGGUAUACCGACGCCAAUUUUGCUUGGGGGAAUCAUGCCACUAAGUUAACCAAAACUUUGAUGUUGAUUAGAGCUCCAUGACAAUUUUGAAUUUAGAACUACAAACCAUUUUAUGAUACAUCUUUAAAACUUUAAUUUUAUCGUUAACUUGUGGAGAUUCUUUGAUCAUUUACAAAAUAUUAGGGGUCAUUUUUUUCAGAGCUUUGUGGCUAUGUGAUUUCGCAGAUUUCCUUGUAUAU